Synchiropus splendidus (mandarinfish) is the source of this 998-nucleotide messenger RNA. It is a transcript of the gene timm9, whose product is annotated as translocase of inner mitochondrial membrane 9 homolog. NCBI's taxonomy places the organism in Eukaryota, Metazoa, Chordata, Actinopteri, Syngnathiformes, Callionymidae. The record is from RefSeq and is a predicted model, not a curated record. The transcript is spliced from 4 exons. Bases 666 to 935 code for a protein of 89 amino acids.
CGCUUCACCGUAGUUCAUGUUUCUGCGUGGUAAGCAGGUGGUUACGCCACGACAAUAGUACCGGAGCUCUGAAGCGGCAGCAUCGCGGUCUUCUCAGCGCGCGGUCCCACCACGUUCAGCAUCCGGCUGGGUCCAACUUGGCGGGUGCGGCGCACUCAUAUUAACGCGUCAGCGCAAAUUUAAACGUUGUUGUUUUAGUGCUAAAAUAACCAUUUUAUACAAUCACCGUGGAUGAAAUCUAAAAAUAAUAAGUAAUGAACAGUUACACGGAAGUGGUUUUUCCCUCGCCGUUUAUUUGCUCUUUUGAUCAUAUUUGCCAUCGCAAAAUUCAGUAACCUACUCAGGAAACCUACAUGCUGUUUUCGUUGUUAAUUUGAAGUGAUCGACCGAGACUAGACGCGAUAUUUGGAGAACAAUGAGUCGCGUCAACACCGUGCGGAACCAUGUUCUGUAGCUUGUUCUCACCGGAAGUUCGGAGGUGGCGCUAAACGCGACCUCUACAAGCCGCAGUUUUGCUGUCGAUUUCACGUGUUUCCAGCUGCAGCGAGUGCGAGACGCGAAUCGUCACAGCACGGAACAGCGCGUCAGGUGUGUUGUCGACCGUACGUCCGUCUGGAAACCCUGAACCUCCGGUGCAGUGACGUCACAGGGCCGAGCCCCGCAUCAUGGCGGUCCAGGUGUCAGAGACGGAGCAGAUCAAACAGUUUAAAGAGUUUCUGGGGACGUACAACAAAGUGACGGAGAGCUGCUUCAUGGACUGCAUCAGGGAUUUCACCAGCCGGGAGGUGAAGGCAGACGAGUCCAGCUGCUCGGAGAACUGCCUGCAGAAGUACCUGAAGAUGACGCAGCGGAUCUCCAUGCGCUUCCAGGAGUAUCACAUCCAGCAGAACGAGGCGCUGGCAGCCAAGGCCGGACUCCUGGCUCCGCCCAGAUGAGCCUUUCCCAGAAGUCCUGUAACGUGGGUCUCUUUUCUGCUGAAUUAAAGUGCUUUUAUUUAC